CUAGUACUCUGCCAGAGGGAGUCUGUAGCUUUAGCCCCUCUUCCAUGGUACAAGCCCAUUGACACUGAGUUGUGCCCUGAUGCACAAUAUGUUCCUGAGAAUGUGAAUGAUCCGUGACCUUUGCCUUGUCUUUUUUGGAGUGUUUCUCUAACUACCAGCACAGAUACAGCGGGCCCGGGCCGGAGUUCCAGUGCCGGGAGUAGAGCCGUCAGGAUGCGAGUUGCAGCCGGGGCCGCAGCGUUCCUGCUAUCCCUCUCCGCCAUCCCGGUCUCCUACCUGCUCAACAGUGUCCCCGCCAUGGCAAGCUCCAUGGUGGUGUUUUAUGCUGGUGUUGGAGUCCUCCUUGGCUUGUUGUUGGUAUUGGUGUUGUUCCUGCUCAUCAUUGGAAGACCCCCCAGAGACCCCCUGUUCUAUGCUUUUACUGUGUUCUCCUUUACAAGUGUCAUCGAUUUAAUUAUCUCCCUGGAACAGGAUGGCUACAUCAAAGGCUUCAUGGGAUUCUACUUGAAAGAAGGGGAGCCAUAUCUUCGCAGUGCCUAUGGAAUACUGAUUUGUUACUGGGAUGGGACAGUCCAUUACGCCCUCUACUUGAUGAUGAUAACAGCGAUCUCACUGAGCUGGAGUUACCGCACUGUUGGCCUCUACUGGGUGGGUUCCAUUCUCAUGAGUCUUGUGACCCUUCUAGUUGGAACUGUCAUAGGUAAAUAUGGAACUGAAAUCCGUCCUGCAUUCCUGCUGAAUAUUCCGUAUGUAUUGAUCCCAAUUUGGGCUGGGAAGAAAAUAUAUGCGAUUCCCAGAGCAUUACCAAAGGUGACAGCAGAUCAGGUUGCCACAGAGCAGAGGAAAUGGCUGUAUCGGAGGCCCCUGGAUGUUUGCUUUGUGAUAUAUCUGCUGUUUGCAGCUGCUUACACACUCUUCCGGGGCUUUAUCGCCCUCGAGUGUCGCUUUGAUACCUGUGUGACGUAUGCAUAUGAUCAGGAGCCCUACCUGCUGGACCCAGUGAUGUAUCCCAAGAUCCAGAUGUUAGUCAACAUGUUCUACCUUCUGCCGUUCUUUGGCCUGGCGCUUUACGGCCUGUUUCAACCCGGCUGUGAAUGGAUGCCUGAUCUGACCAUGGUGUUUGCAGGCGCCCUUGCCCAAGCUCAGUUUUCUCACAUUGGCGCUUCUUUACAUCCGCGUACUUCCUUUACCUACCGUGUUCCCCAGAAUGUCGUUUCGUCCUUCCUGUACACCAACAUCCUGUUUGCUGUUGGUGCUGAGCUCUUGGCAUUUCGCUGUAUCACAUGCCCAAGCUUCUUCCUGAGGGGAGUGCCCAGAAAUAAGAACGAACUGGAGAAGAAAAUCAACUAAAGGAUACAGGCCGAGUGGAACACAUGGAGAGGUGGUGAACUGUAAUUGUUGGUCCUUUUAAAGUGAUGUGAAAUGAGGUGUCAACCACAGCCUGGUGAAUAGCAUUCACAGCUCUGAACCAGAAUGUUAUGGGCUAAACCUCCACUGCACAUAAUGGAGGCAGAUCAUCCUGUGCUGUGCAGAGGGAGUGGGUGCACUGUUGGAGCUGCAGUCUUUUGGAUGAGUUGUUCAGCCAAGGCCCUUUCUGCCCUCUCAAGUGGAAAGAAAAGUACUUCAUGAUUACCGUUUUGACAAAGGGCGAGGAAGUUAUCCCUCAUGUCCUAACCAAUAUUUACCCCUCAAUUGACAUCACUAAAACAGGUUCUUUGGUUGUGAUCACACUGUUCUUUGUGGGGUUGUGCUGUGUAUAAAUUGGCUGGUGCAUUUCCUACUUUAUGACAAUGAUUAUGCAUCAAAAACGAAAUUCUUUGAUAACAUUUUGCUGUUAUGCAAGGUGCUACAUAAUUGCAUGUACUUUUGUUUAUACACAAACAGGAAAUUUUGAGAAGAUUUGUAGCUCAGGUUGAGGUUCUGGAUGUGAGUUUGCUCGCUGAGCUGGAAGGUUCAUUUUCAGACAUUUCGUCACCAUUCUAGGUAACAUCAUCAGUGAGCCUCCGAUGAAGCGCUGGUGUUAUGUCCCGCUUUCUAUUUGAACACAUUGAUUUGGAGCCAAUCUACCAUCCCCCUGAGAAAAAGAACAGGAAAUGACAUCACCAACGCAGGAAAUGACAUCACUAACCCAAGGAAACCUAACCAGAUAAAUCGGCCCUUUGAGCCUGCUCUGUCAUUCAAUAAGAUCAUGGUUGAUCAGAUUUCAACUUCAUCUCUACGUUCCCUGAUAAUCUUUCGUUUGAUUUCUUUAUGCACUGCACCUAAUUGUCUAUUCUGUUUCAUAUGUGUGCGCAAUCAUUUUCCCCUUCUUCAGUAUGCCAUUGUACUCCAAAGUUGAAUUUCACACAAAUUCUAUUAUAUCUGAAAACCAACCACAAACCCAACCCUUUUGUAAAACAUCUGUGACAUCUUGUUGGCUUGACCUCCUGGUAGAGUUGUAUUUUAAUGAACUGCUGGAUAGUCUGACAGAUGGAACCCUGAAUCAAUUGGUGGGGCAGACCAAGAGGUCAGUGGAAGCAAACCUUGAAAUUAGAGUGAGGCCAUUCAGGGGCUGGGUUAGCAGCUCCAACUGCAGACAUUCUUUGAGGAAUCAUGACCAUUAAUUGCCUCCAUGCAGUCAGGCCAGAUUUGUUCCUCAUCUCCAGCACCCUUAUAAUUCAGGAAUGAAUGUGUUCAAAGAACAUUUUUUAAAAAGCACAAUGUUUUUAGUGCCUGUAUGAUUUUUGUCCAGGUGUUGUUUGCUAUGGUUUUCUGGAGAACAGUCUUCAAAUCCUCAAGAUUUCUGAUCAGUCUUGGAAGGUAUUUGAUGGUGUUGUCAGAACGUGGCAAAUCACAUGAAAGGAAGUGGAAAUCUGAACGCUAAGCCCCAAAAAGCUGGAGGGGUGGGAGUCAAUGUGAAAAUGUCAAAAGUGACUGAUUAGAUUAGAUUAGAUUCCCUACAGUGUGGAAACAGGCCCUUCGGCCCAACAAGUCCACACCGCCCCUUGGAGCAUCCCACCCAGACCCAUCCCCCUAUAACCCACUCACCCCUGAACACUACGGGCAAUUUAGCAUGGCGAAUCCACCUAGCCUGCACAUCUUUGGGCUGUGGGAGGAAACCGGAGCACCCGGAGGAAACCCAUACAGACACAGGGAGAAUGUGCAAACUCCACACAGACAGUUGCCCGAGGCUGGAAUGAAACCCGGGUCCCUGGCGCUGUGAGGCUGCAGUGCUAACCACUGAGCCGCCCUGUUGAUGGGUUUUGGUUGGAUUGGUAUAUUAAGCAUUAUGGAACCAAGAUGAAUAGAAGGUGUGAAGACACAAAUGAGUUAACAGCUAAUUGAAUGAUGGAACGUGCUGAAGGGAAUGAAUGGCCCCGUUCUGUUUCAGUGAAGGCAGUCUGUCUUUGUGUUUCUGUUGUGCUGUUUUGGUCAAUGAUUCUUUGGUUUAAGGCUGUAAUGGGAUGAGGAAUGGACAUAUUCCCAAAAUAUCCAGCUGUACGUUUUCAGCUAUAGAUAGAGAUCACGUGAUCCUGGUUCAAUCCGAAGGUUUGAAGCUUAUUGUUGUGGUCAGGUGGGACUAAGCUCAGAUGGUGGAGUAGCUGCAGUGCGUUCAGUGACCCUGAACCAGGGCCAGUGAAGAAAGAGAAACAUCAAGCUCUCCAUCACAACCAUCUGAACCAUGUGAGAGAUUCAGACAGUGGAUGCCAUGACAAGGCAAGUAAAGGGCCUGCAGCAACUCACUGAACAGUGCCAUCUGGUGUUCAGUAUUGAAACUUACAGUUGGAUGAAAAAUUCUGGUUUCUCCACUACCUGUGAAAGUUGUACUCCAGUGGGAUACAGUUACCAACUCUCCAGAAUGCCCUGGAAUCUUCAGAUUUAAAAAGGACACUGCAGUGAGCAACAUCCAAGGAGUGGAAUCACAGAUGUAUUAAAAUAUUAUGUUUUUCAUUCUCUUUAAACAUUUGGCAAUGGGGAGGGGUUGUAGAGGAAGAUGUUUGUGAACCAGUUGGAGAAUUCUUGACCAUCAGUCAUAGAGUUUUUUCAAUCUCGGAUUGGCUGUUGGCAUCAUGAGGUUGACAUGUUGGACAGCUCAUGGCUGAGGUUGUGGGGAGGAGCAGUUCGAGGUGAGAGGUUGCAUGACGGAAUCUCCAGGAAUACACCCAAUUAAAGAUGGCAAUUACUAAGGGAAGCUUCCUGCGAGCAAGUGGGAGAUUUUCCCAAAAGAUUCAUCACUCUGACAAGUCGGGUUGUGCCCUUCCUCUUCCACCCACCCACCCACACAUGCACACACACACACCCAUGUACACACCAACACACAGACACACCCAUACAGGCAGAGCGUAAAGCCGUCCUCUUGCUUGUCCAUAUUGCCAUUAUUGAAUGGCUAAGUUGGCUCUGUGGGUCACAUUUUGUUUCCUGUGUAGAUUAAAAAGUGUUUUUUUUAAAAGUUCUGUUUUGUAUUAAUUCAGACAUCUCCCAUUCUGGGCAUUGGAAUAGGGCUUUGGUGAUAUUUUAUUUUACAUGGUAAUAAAUUUGGUACUAAAAUACCUGUCGGCUUUCAUCAAUUCAAAAUCUAGCUAGCCAGAAUAAGUUAGACCUUAGAAUCACACAGCCGUCCCUCUGGACUGACCACAAUGCCAUUCACUUGCCCUGAGCAGUUGUCAGAUGCAGACAACCAGACAUUUUCCAUUUGCCUGCAGACCACACAGUUAGGGAAUUACGUAACGUGGACCUCUGUCUCCUUUCAGGACUGUGCACAGGCACAUUGGUUUGUCCUGGUACUAAACAGAAAUUGUUGUGCACUCAUUUCAAGUUUAGUCUUUACACAAUACUAGUUAGGUCUCAGCUGGAAUAUAGCAUCCAACACUGAGCACGACACUUUCGGAACGUAAAAGCCUUAGCAAGGCUAUGGAGGAGAUUUACUGGAACGGUUUCUGGAGUGAGAGAUCCCCAUUACACGGAGACAGUUAAGAAGCUAAGAUUGUUUUACAUCCAGCUCAAAAGGUUUAAGGUGCUUUUUUAGUGGAAGUGAAGAUUUAUUAAAAUUAAGAGGUGCUUUGAUAUAAUAAAUAGUGAAAAAAUUUUCACUGGCAUAGGGUCAUUGACCAAAGAUCAUAGGUUUAAUCUAAGUUGUGAAAGAACCAGACAUGAUGGAGAAUUUGUUUUGCAGUGUGAUGCUGGGAUCCAGAAUAUGCUGUCUGAAAGGGAGGUGGAAGCAGAUUCAAUAAUAACUUUCCAAAGAGAAUUAAAUAAACACUCAGAGGAGAAAAUUGCAGAUCUUUGAGAAAGGAAUGGGAAAUUUAGAUUUUUUCAAAGAUUUAUGACAGAUUUGAAGGGUUAAUUAAUCUCCUUGUGUGUUUUUGCAUUCCAUGAUUCUCUGAUUUGGCUCUGUCUAUAAACAUACUGGGAUUGAUGAAUAAGAUUGACCAAACCCUCCAACUCAAUAAAACACAGUCACUACUGCAGAGUGAGCUUAAUGUUAAAAUAUUUAUGAUACAAUUCAUUAAAAAAUACAAAAGACUUCUUGAAAAAUUUCAUAGUAAGCAGAAAUGGAUUAAACAUAACUUUACAGUAAUUGGGAGUGCUUGCUGUACAAAUAAAGAAGCAUUGCAAUAAAUUAUAGGGCAUGUCUUUUGAAUGUUUGAGUAUUAAAUUCACAAUGCAGCAAAUUUGGAACUGAUCAUUAAAAUGGGCUAACAUCUGUAAAUUAGGCCAUUUGCUGCAGAGGAAGUGCUAUUGUUAAAGAGCAAUCUAGCUUUUACGUGUUAAGUGUUAUUCCUUCAGAUUUUAAUUAUUGUUGGAGAAUUUAUUAAAGUAUUUUUGAAACAAAACCUUUUCUUCCCCACCCCUUUAUUUCAUUUUUAGAACUGAUGAUGACAAUGGAUUUAAUAAUUUAUCGGACACUUUUUGGUCCAGUCACUGUGCUGUUCAUUACAAUUCUGUAAUUGGAUUGGUUCAAGAGACAAAGAGUUGCUGUUCAUACAGAAAUUUUUACACAGUUCUGGAGUGUAUUGUCACUUUGUUCUGUAACAUAUCCCAAUGCAAAACCCCACAGAGAGCCUGUCACUUAGACUAAAUAUAGAGAGUGACUUGUGCCCAUCAAUCAUUAGGUAAGCCACUUUUUCCAAACUAAUAUCUUGAAACUUUAGGAGCAAUACGUGUAGUUUAAACUCACUCAGAGAUAGUAAAGACUGCUGAUGCUGGAGUUAGAGACGACAUAGUGUGGAGACCAGGCCAGGCAGCGCCAGAGGAACAGGAAAGUUGCCGUUUCGGAUCAGGACCCUUCUUGAGAACCUUCAGGA
Stegostoma tigrinum is the source of this 6284-nucleotide messenger RNA. RefSeq names its product transmembrane 6 superfamily member 2b (gene tm6sf2b). The transcript has 11 exons. NCBI's taxonomy places the organism in Eukaryota, Metazoa, Chordata, Chondrichthyes, Orectolobiformes, Stegostomatidae. Gene Ontology annotation, cellular component: endoplasmic reticulum membrane; endoplasmic reticulum-Golgi intermediate compartment membrane. Gene Ontology annotation, biological process: lipid homeostasis; regulation of lipid metabolic process. The record is from RefSeq and is a predicted model, not a curated record. Bases 214 to 1350 code for a protein of 378 amino acids.